AUGACGGACGAAACCCAGGUCGCCGACGAGGUCCCUCAGUUCUCCUUCAAAAAAAGAUCAGCUAAAGCCAAGGCCAAUUUUCGCAAGAAACCCGAGGCACCACCACCUGCUUCGGACUCCGAUUUCACGUCAUCUGAUGAUGAAGAGGGCCGCAGAAUUAAACGGCGACGCAAGAGCGCAGCAGUGACAGCCUCGUCUACGACCAAUGCACCCCGGAGGGACGGAGAACAACCCGUUACGGCCACACCGACUCCAUUGGCAUCCAGCAACGAUGCCACCAAGCAUUCCAAUUGGUACGAUGACGAGUUAGAUGCAAAGAAUCUCUUGGGGAAUACACGGGCCCAGCCAACGUCGAACGCCCCCUCUGCAUCGGAUGGCACGUACAAGGGCGCGGCCAAUUACCAAUCUUUCAUCCAAAAGAAUCCCGAUGCCCCAACAAAGCAAUUCGGACCGAUCAAAGCCCCUACCAACAUUCGUACUGUAACAUUUAUGGAUUAUACGCCAAAUGUCUGCAAAGACUACAAACAGACGGGCUGGUGCGGUUUCGGGGACUCGUGUAUCUACGCUCAUAUUAGAGAAAACGUCUUGCAGGGCUGGGAAUUGGAUAAAGAAUGGGAUAAAAACACCCAAGGAAAGAAACAGGAUGGGAAAGUCGUCUCCCAACGUGGGAGUGACAAAUUAAAGGACGAUGACGAUGACGAUGAGGAGCUUCUCGAAAGCAUCCCAUUCGCCUGUAUCAUCUGCAAGAAGUCAUAUCAGAACCCGAUUGUCACCAAGUGCGGACAUUAUUUCUGCGAGUCUUGCGCCUUACAGCGAUAUCGGAAAAAUCCUUCAUGUGCCGCAUGUGGAGCUGGCACCGGUGGGGUGUUUAACACCGCGAAGAAGCUGAAUCAACUAUUGGACAAGAAGAGAGAGCGUGCAAAGAAGCGCCGGGAGCAAGCCAUAGCCGAUGGUGAAGAAGUCAGCAGUGAAGAAGAGGAAGAGGCCCAAAACGUUUAG
Molecule: messenger RNA, 999 nt
Organism: Aspergillus nomiae NRRL 13137
Lineage: Eukaryota; Fungi; Ascomycota; Eurotiomycetes; Eurotiales; Aspergillaceae
Product: U2-type spliceosomal complex subunit CWC24
Exons: 2
Coding region: 1-999 (332 amino acids)
Biological process (GO): snoRNA splicing
Cellular component (GO): U2-type spliceosomal complex
Molecular function (GO): metal ion binding
Source: RefSeq, a predicted model, not a curated record